Prorocentrum cordatum is the source of this 3531-nucleotide messenger RNA. The record is from the annotation of a GenBank genome assembly. Lineage: Eukaryota; Dinophyceae; Prorocentrales; Prorocentraceae.
AUGACGUGGGCGCUUGCGCCAAACGGUUCGUGCGAGGAGCAAUGCCGGAACGGGGGUGCAUGCUCGGGGGGCGUUUGCCAAUGCGUCGAUGGCUGGGCAGGGGCUGACUGCUCACACAGCUCGUGCAUGGGCACCAGUCGGUUGUCAGCGUUGGAAACGGAGCAGACCAUUGUGCACGGGGCUGCAGGGUACCAGACAGGGCAUAACGCGAAUUGCACGUGGAUCAUCACGGCGGACAGUGGCAAAGUUGUCUUCUUCGAGUUCGUGAAACUAGACUUGGACUGGCUCUUUGACCCGCUCGAGUUCUAUGAUGGCGACACGCGGACGGGCACAAAGAUAGGAAGCUUCAGCGGCUACGCUCCCUCAAAGCUCAACGCCAGCGUUGGCGAGAGGUGCCCUGGGGCCAUGUGCCCGCUCGCCCUCCACUCCUCCUCCAGCACCGCGGCGGUUCGCUGGACCUCGGACGCCAUGCAGAGUGGCGAGGGCUUUGAGCUCAAGUACCGCGCCGUGGCCUUGACCGAGGCGCUCUGCGGCACAGGGCCCACCGCGGACUGCACCGGCCGCGGGACCUGCGGAAUCAACGGCUGCCAGUGCAACGAGGGAUGGUUCGGCCAGUUCUGCCAAGUACAGCAGUGCGUGGGCCCUGCCACAGACUUGACAGCGGCGACUGGGAUGAUUAUCAAUAUGGCGGCGACCGAGCUGACCUACGCCCCGGCACGCAGCUGCUCCUGGCUCGUGACCCCCCCGGCCUCGUACGCGAACGAGACUGUGGGCGCAGUAGCAUUCAGAAUCAAAAGGUUUGACAUGGAGGCGGCGGAAAGCUCUGGGGACUCCUUGACCUUCGGGGAGGGGAACGGGAGCUUCACGCUGAGCGGGAUGAACCCGCCCUGCAGCGAAGACAUAAGCGGCUGCGAGAGCGACGCGGACUGCCGCGGGGGCAUCUGCGACAGUUCAGGCACCUGCACCUGUUCCCACAUCCUCAUAGCUGGCGCUGAGGUCCUGGUCCAGUUCAUGACCGACAGCAGCGACUACCCGCCAGGGAGCUUGCACGCGGGCUUUGAGGUGGAAUUCGCGGCCGUCUAUCAGUGCACCAGAGGUGCCUCAGGUGCCUGCCUGACGCCAGCACCGUGUACGCCUGGCUCGGUCCCGAAGACGGUCGGCGGCGUGGAAAUGUGCGACCCAUGCCCCGCUGGCCAGUACCAGAUGUUCGACAUGGCGACCGAACUUCCGAAGUGCAGUUAUUGCCCCCUGGGGAAGUACACGGACAAGCAGAUGCAGACCGAGUGUAUGCUGUGCGACCCUGGCAAUUACUGCCCCUUCGCGGCCCAUGAGAUGCUGCCGUGCCCCGCGGGCACAUACGCAGGAGUAGCUGGAACAGCUGCAUGCGAGCCUUGCCCCGUUGGCACAUAUACAAAUACCACUGGAAGCACCAGUUGCACCAGCUGCAGCACGGGCAAGGCGAACCCAGACCUCUACGCCACACAAAGCCAGGUGCUGGUCUCGGGGACUAGCGAGUGGGUGCCGACGACGGGGGCCGAAUCUGCCGCCGCUUGUGGCUGCAAGGUUGGCGCCUAUGAGAAGGAUGGGGAGUGCGAGCUGUGCGGCGAGGGCAUGGAGUGCCCUGGCAUGGGCGAAGUGAUCAUCGCGCCGGGCUACUUUGCGAGCGCCGACCGGCCCGGCUUCGUGUGGAGGUGCUACGGCACCGACCACCGCAGGUGCCCCGGAGGCCCGCCUGGCACGUGCGCCCCGAGUCGCCUGACCAGCAGCGUGGCGUGCACCACGUGCGAGGACGGGAUGGUGGCGAGCGACGAGGGGGAUUGCAAGGAUUGCUCACCCGUUCAUGUGCUGCCGAUUUUGAUGAUCCUGACGGUUGCGGGCGCCGCGAUGCUCUUGCUCUACCGUAUCUUGGGAUCUUCCGACCCUGCCUCACGCAGCAGGUCCGUCCUCUUGGUGGCAACUGUGGCGGGCCAGCUGUUUACCUUUGUCCAGCAGCUGGGCAUCAUGGGGACAAUCUCCUUGGAGUGGGAGAGCCCUUUCGCCGAGUUCCUCGUGACCAUCUCCCUCUUCAACUUCAACCUGGACUACCUCUUCCUGGAGUGCGCCACGGCACUGGAGCCAGUCUCGAAGUUCACGGGGAGGGUGUUCCUGGUCAUUGCCUUCGUCCUCUCGAUGAUCGUUAUCCACUCCAUCGCCGUCGUCGUCCACCAUGCGGGCGCGUUCCGAGAGCGCAACCCGGCCCUCAUCUGCUCGGUCGGCACGGUGUUCAGCACCUUCUUCAUGUCGAUCAUGGCCUCGAUGCUCGCGCCCUUCCAGUGCGCCGCGCACCCGAACGGGCUGCAGACUGUGCGCGACUACCCCUCGGUCGUCUGCUACGAGUCGAUGGAGACGCGCUUGGCAGCUGGGGACGAGCGGUUCCUGAGGUCUUUCCUCUUCCUGUUCUUCCGCUUUCGACCUGGUGCUCACACGUACAUCGCGGUGUUUUUGUUUCGAAAUCUCUUUAUUUCCGUGGUCCCAGCUCUCGGCAACACCAUGUUUCAGAUCAUCACGAUGCAGGCCAUCUUGAUUCCGCUUCUGGUCGUGACGGUCUACUUCAUGCCCUGGAGCGCCUUCUUGGCGAAUCUGAUCGACGGCUCCAGCACCAUGCUGCUGUGCCUGAUCGUGACGCUGUUUGCCUUCUACUGCGAGGACGCGGACGCGGAAGUCGUCGCGCAGCUCUGCACCGCCAUCUGCAUCAUCGCCUUUCUCACCAUCUUUUGCGCUAUUGCUUGGGGCAUGCUCACGCGCGUCCUGAGGAUUGAGAGCCCUAUGCAGUUCUUCCUCUGCCACCAUCUAGCUGGCGCCGGCAACUUCACCAGGCUCCUGAAGAUGUCGUUGGACAAGAAGUCCAAGAAGGAGAUUGGUGUAGAUUCAGACUACACUGACCCGAGCGCCCUGUUUGCCACCGUGGCAUCUGACGUUGACAUGCUCGUCGUGGUGUGCUCCAAGCAGAUCGCUUUCAAGAUUUUCUGCGUAGGCGAGAUGUCCACCGCAACGCUGAACAAGGUGCCAGUCUGCAACGUGCUCCUCCCAGAUUUCGCGUAUCCCUCCGAGGACUUCGUCACCAAGUACGAGAUUGAGAUGCCACACAUCACUCACCUGGCCCGGUACGGUCUGAACUUGGAGACGGUCAAGGCAUCGCUGCCCAAUUCUGGGCAGGAGUCUGUCCGGAUCCCUUCGCUGAUCAGCAGCAGCACCAUGCAGUCCCUGGUCGGGGUGCUCAUGCGAGAGCAGGGAGCUGUGCCGCUUCCAGACGACACGGGCACGAUCGACCCCUUGGGGUCCUCCAGCCUCUUCAUCGUCGCGGACAUGGGGGCACUGGAGUGCACCUGCGCGGCCCUGGUCCUGCAGCUACUCCUGGCGCGCUCCGUGCAGGGCAGGAGGAGGUGCCCCAGCUGCUGCCGCUGGGGGCGGACCUGCCCUUGUCCGCGGAGAAGGUGUGCCUCGUGCUCAGCAACGGCGCCUUCGCCUCCCCGCACGUGGCCGCCGCCCUGA